AUUUUCAACUGUCAAACCACAAAAAACAAAGAAUUUAAGCAGUCAUGGCGUCCGUACAUUGUCAACUGUGGAUGGGCAGCCUGGAAUCCUACAUGACCGAGAACUUCAUAAUCGCCGCCUUCCGGAAGAUGGGCGAGGAUCCCACAACCGUACGCCUCAUGCGCAACAAAUAUACCGGCGAACCGGCGGGCUACUGCUUCGUGAACUUCAUUUCAGAUGACCACGCGCUGGACGCGAUGCACAAGCUGAACGGGAAGCCCAUUCCCGGCACCAAUCCCAUCGUGCGUUUCCGCCUCAACUCGGCCAGCAACUCGUACAAGCUGCCUGGGAACGAGCGCGAGUUCAGCGUCUGGGUGGGCGACCUCAGCUCCGAUGUGGACGACUACCAGCUGUACAAGGUCUUCUCCAGCAAGUUCACCUCGAUCAAAACAGCCAAGGUGAUUCUGGACAGCCUGGGCUUCUCGAAGGGCUACGGCUUCGUGCGUUUCGGCAUCGAGGAUGAGCAAAAGUCGGCGCUGUACGACAUGAACGGCUACAUCGGACUGGGCAGCAAGCCCAUCAAGAUCUGCAAUGCGGUGCCCAAACCGAAAUCGGAAUUAAGUGCCGCUUUGGGCGAGGGGAGCACCAACUAUGGGUAUGGUGGCUCCGGAAGCAGUGCGUCCACCGGCGGGGGAACAGACUACUCACAGUACUACGACCCCUCGAGCAGCUAUUGGCAGGGAUAUCAGGCCUGGCAGGGUUACUACGAGCAGGCAGGACCUUCUAUCACAGAUGCAGCUGCCUACUACCAGCAGGCCAUGUCGCAGUCGCACUCCAAUCCCCAGACCCUCGCCCAACACGCCGAAGCCUGGAGCGCCCAGCGCAGUGCUCAGUACGAGCAGCAACAGCAGUCGGCCUCCGCCGCCAACGGGGCUGAGGAUGAGUACGGUCUGGUGGAGCACAAAUUCGUCCUCGACGUGGACAAGCUGAAUCGCGAGGCCAUCGACGCCGAUCGCCGGCUGUACGAUGCCCUGGAGAGCUCCAAGUGGCUGCCCAUUGAACAGCUGGAGGUCUUUUAGGCCAACUAAUCUGAACUGAACCUUUUAUAGUUGUAGGUUAGUUAUUAUUGGAAAAUACAUAAGCACGUAUUUUAGCAUUAAA
Messenger RNA from Drosophila takahashii, 1140 nucleotides. RefSeq names its product tRNA Selenocysteine associated protein (gene Secp43). The record is from RefSeq and is a predicted model, not a curated record. Gene Ontology annotation, molecular function: RNA binding. NCBI's taxonomy places the organism in Eukaryota, Metazoa, Arthropoda, Insecta, Diptera, Drosophilidae.